AUGGCUUCAUCUUUAUUUUUUCUUAUUUGCUGGUUUGCAUGUAUACUCAUAUGUUACUAUGUGAUUCGUCCUAUUUCGAAUGGAUUCAUUCGAUUUGUUUUAACAUUUUUUUCGUGUGCAUUCUUAAGUUACAUCACUUGUCAAAAUCUUCCUCAAUUUCAUGCAGUCACAAUAUUAACAGUUGCAGUAUGUUGGUUAAUGUCAAUGCGCUUAAUUGCUAUGACAUUAUUUUCAAGAAAAACAUCGUUAACAUUUCGAUCGUUUUUAUUGAAAAUUCUUUGGAUUUAUUUUCCACUUGUACCAAAAGAAAAAGCAACAAAUCAAUGGCCUAUUAUAUUUAGUAUAAUAUUAAUCAUAGUUAAAUUAUUAGUAAAUCAUUGGAUUUAUCGAUGGUCUAUUGUAUGUGAACUGGGCGUUAAUUAUGCAAGAAUUUUCAUGUUUUAUUUAUCUAUAAUGACAAUAUCCUAUAUUUUUGAUACUGAAAUGAUUGUCGUCCGGAUUUUUACUCGAGAUAAAUAUACACUUGAAUCAUUUACCAAUUUUCCAAUAUUUAGUCUAUCAUUACAAGAAUUCUGGGGUCGAAGAUAUAACCGAAUUGUUCAUACGGUUUUAAAAGAAUCAGUUUUUGAACCGAUUCGAGUAGAAUUCUCGUCUUCGACUGUUGGAGCAUUGGCAACAUUUAUUAUAAGCGGUCUUCUUCAUGUUCAUGUAUGCCUCGUUGCUUUUGAUGAUAGCUUAUCAUCAUUUCCAACUUUUAUUUUCUUCUUUCUACAUGGUAUUGCCUGCUGUCUUGAGACAACUGUGAAAAUUAAAUUUCCUGAACAUAUCCGAUGGAUAAUAACACAAACAUUUCUUCUUAUUACGUCACCACUCAUGCUUAGACCAUUUAUAGAAAAAGGAUCUCCAUUUCUGAUGCUUAAUCCUCCGCCAUUAAUCAGCGCUGAAUGGAUACCAAAAUUAUCGGUACCUGAUUUUUGCCCAUAA
Rotaria sp. Silwood2 is the source of this 984-nucleotide messenger RNA. Lineage: Eukaryota; Metazoa; Rotifera; Eurotatoria; Philodinida; Philodinidae. The record is from the annotation of a GenBank genome assembly.